GACGUAUUCCAAUGGCAAACACUUGUUCCUGUGUGUUGAUUCUAUGUGAAAAUUUUGAAUUGUCUGAGGGUGAUAAAAAAGCUUUUGAAGAAAGAAUGAAUCCAUCAACACCUCAAAAUCAAAACCAUCAACCUUUAUGUACAAGCAAUAAUGAUAAUUUACAAUCCAAUUUUUCUCAUCAACAACAACUACCUAAUACAUUUGACAAUUCACAAUCAUUGGCUAAUUCUAAUUUAUGUUUUCAACAAUCAUGCAAUAUCUUUGAUAAUCCACAAUAUAAUGUGUCUCAUCAACAAUUUUUUCCAAAUGUUAAUUUAAAUUUUUCACAACAACCAUCCAACAACUUUGUUGAACCACAGUUUAAUGUUACUCAACCUUUAGAUUACAACUCAUUCUCUAGGCUCCAAAAUUACAAUACUUACAGUUAUAAUCCUUUAAACCUAACUAAUAACCGAUCUUCAACAACCACAGCAGCAGCAUUAUCAUCUGAAUUUGAUG
Messenger RNA from Entrophospora candida, 498 nucleotides. The record is from the annotation of a GenBank genome assembly. Lineage: Eukaryota; Fungi; Glomeromycota; Glomeromycetes; Entrophosporales; Entrophosporaceae.